AUGCAGAGUGCUAUUCUUCAUACUGGUGAUACUCAAAUCAACACGGAGGAAUGGUUCGGCCUCUAUCAGAACUGCGUGCGACAUUUCCUGGAUGUGGCACAACAUUCACCGCUAGCGCAAUCGCUCGCCGCGUUUCUCAAUAUUCUCCUGCCUUACCAACGCGUCUUAGAGCCUGUUCUCCGAUUGACAGAAUCUACUAGCCGCUAUCGGUCUAAGUCCAAUUAUGGGUAUAUGCUGCGAGUGUCUCCUGGACCAGUUUCGCUUAUUCCCUAUAUUCGGCGGCUGGUUGUUACGGCUACAGAUACCCCCUUGACAAUGCGAGAGUUAUUUGGGGAUGACUGGUGCGCCGGUAUCGGACAAUUACACUUGCAAGAACGUAUGAACUAUUUGUUUGCUGCUAAGAGUGUAGGCUGGCUGCAAACCAAAGCGCAUUAUGACUUGCCCCCAUAUGAAACCGUUCCAUUUCUACGUCCGCUGCGUGACCCGCAAGAGCAAGAGCUUCGAGUGGCUGAUGUUCGUUGGAGUGAAUGGCUCGCUAUGGAAGACUGGAUGGUUGGACCGCGGAGUCCGUUUUGA
Molecule: messenger RNA, 576 nt
Organism: Talaromyces proteolyticus
Lineage: Eukaryota; Fungi; Ascomycota; Eurotiomycetes; Eurotiales; Trichocomaceae
Exons: 1
Coding region: 1-576 (191 amino acids)
Source: RefSeq, a predicted model, not a curated record